Thelazia callipaeda (thelaziosis nematode) is the source of this 960-nucleotide messenger RNA. Lineage: Eukaryota; Metazoa; Nematoda; Chromadorea; Rhabditida; Thelaziidae. The record is from the annotation of a GenBank genome assembly.
AUGGUUAUGCGUCCUAGUCGAAUUUUCCUGGUAUCUUCCUCGUUAGUAUAUGAGAUGGAUGAAAAAAUCCUUAUCGUUGGGCUGACUUGCUUAGAUAUUGUCAAUUAUGUUGAAAGCUAUCCAGUUGAAGACGGUGAUUCACGGGUAGUGAAGCAGGUUUGGACCACUGGAGGCAACGCUACCAACAAUAUUACUGUUUUAAAUCAACUCAAUUCUCACUCAGUAUUGUUUUCUUCGAUUCCAGCUCAGUGUCCAGUGCUCGAAUCAUUGUUGAAAGGAGCUGGUAUAAAAACAAAUUAUUGUAUUCGUCGCUCAAAUUCUGAAUUACCAAUUUCAACAAUUAUUGUAAGUGAGAGCACUGGUUCAAGAACUAUUUUGCAUUACAGGGGCCAGCUACAAGAACCGAAUUGCAGAGAAUUUCAAGAUGCUUUUCCAGACAUAAGCAGAUUUUCUUGGAUACACUUUGAGGGAAGAAACUUUGAGAAUGUUAUUUCGAUGAUACGACAUGUUCGAAAAAUGAGGCAAAAUAACGAAAAGCCUACAAUUUCUUUGGAAUGUGAAAAAGUUCGAAAUUUUCCAACACUCGAAGAUGCAAUCCCUCUUGUAGAUGUUCUCUUUAUAUCAAAAGAUUUUGCAAGAAACAAAGGAUUUCGAAGCAAAGAGCAAGGAGUUAGUGGUAUACAAGAAAAAUAUUGUGCUUCCAAUGUCAUCGUAAUUUGUCCAUGGGCUGAGAAGGGAGCAGCUGCUCGAUCAACUUCAGAGGAUGAGAUGAUAUCUGUGAAUAGUUAUCAUGAAAAUAAAGCUGCUAUUGAUACGGUGGGAGCUGGGGAUUGCUUUAUCGCAUGCUGUAUUCAUUACUUAAACGAAGGAUGUGGGCUCCGUGAGACACUGAGGAAAUCCUGUCGAAUUGCAGGUAAAAAGGUGACGCAAAGAGGACUACUUGAUUUAGAUUUGAGCUAG